Molecule: messenger RNA, 3654 nt
Organism: Effrenium voratum
Lineage: Eukaryota; Dinophyceae; Suessiales; Symbiodiniaceae
Source: the annotation of a GenBank genome assembly
AUGUUUGGAUCGUUGGACGGUUUCAGUGUCGACUUUUCCGACGUGGACGUGAUCAAGAUCUUCGUGCGGAGGAACGGUACCUCCGAUGCUUUGCGAGAAGUCUUUCUGCCACCCAACUCGAAGUUGACGGACCUGCUGGAGAAGUGCACCAAGGCGCUGGACCUGGAGCCGCCGGCGGCAAAGGCGUUUCACUCCAACGGGGUGGAGUGCACCGACGUGGACCAGGUGGACCAGGGCGAAGUCCUCCAGAUCUCCUGCGGGGAGCCCUUCAAGGUCACCGACGCCGGCACUGGCACGCAGGUGGUCGGGGACUAUGUCUUGCACGAGAAGUUGGGCCAGGGUGGCUUCGGCUGCGUCAUGAAAGGCAUCCACGUCGAGACGGGUGAGGCGGCCGCUGUGAAGUUCGUGCCCAAAAAGAGCUUUCGCCAGUUCUCCGACCUUCAACGGGUCUUCCAAGAAAUCCAGGCACUCCGGAAUUUGCGGCACCCGCACAUCAUCCGCGUCCUGGACGUUGCGGAUCAUCCAGACUCGAUUUGCUUUAUAAUGGAGUUCGCCGCCGGCGGUGAGUUGCGUGGCUAUGUGGAGAAGCGGUCUUUCUUAGAGGAGGAGGAGGCAAGGACGUUGUUCAAGCAGAUCGUGCGAGCAGUGCACUACAUCCAUAGCAAGAAGAUCAUCCACAGGGAUCUAAAGCUGGAGAACGUCCUCCUCGAUGCCCAUAAUAGGUGCAAGAUAGUGGAUUUCGGCCUGUCCGACUACGUGUCUUCAAAGGAGCGCACAGUCACGGACGCUGGCACGGAGGCGUACCUUGCUCCGGAGGUUUUCGAUGGACGCUCUGGAGACGCGGAUCCUUACAAGCUUGAUGUUUGGGCCCUGGGCGUGAUUCUCUUUGCACUGUGCCAUGGCAGGCUCCCUUUUGGCCGCCCAGAUCGCGAGACGUGUGCCAAAAUUGAUAGUGACGGGUUGAGCUUCAAGGAGGCGGCCUCCCCCAACUACCGCCGCAUUGUUCGGGCGAUGCUGACGCCCCGCCCGGAGAAGAGGGCCUUCGUGGACGAGAUUACCCUCGACCCUUGGGUCACAAUUUACCGCUUUGCGGACUGCGAUGAGGUGCCUUCUCCGGAGGAAGGUGAGGCGCUUUCACCAGGUGCGCCCGCUGAAGACCAGCGAGGCGCAGAGGCCCUUCAACCCCACCUCACAAAUCCCCAGCGGUCGACCCAGCGACCCGGCGAUCGUCGACCUAGGCGAGAGCGCCGGCCCCGCACAGUUUCGGACAGCCCUGCGAGCGGUCCUGCAGUCGUGGCAAUGCAGCUUCCAAUCUUGCUCGGUCUAUUGUACCACGUCUCUGGUCUCAAGUUUGGGCAACCAGGAUGCAAGGACCGAAUGCGAGGAGGUUUCACGGACAACAUCAUGAGGCACCACUGUGGUCACGAACUCAGCAGCUAUGACAACGACCUCACCAGCUCUGCGGUGGCCUGUGAGGAUGCAUCGACUCCGUUCUUGCGGCGGGCGCUCGCCAACAAGAUGUUUUCCCACUGCGGUGCCUGGUGCAUCUGGGACUUUGACCACCCGGACAAGAUCGAGUUCCAGUACGACAAGAACAAGAAAUGCUACGAAGAGACUAGAGGGGGCCACUGUGCGAAGAAGUACGCCGCCGAAAGGGACACGGCCAAGCAGCACAAGUCUGAGCUGUGCCAGUCUGACCUGUGCAAGCCGUACGUCCCAGAGCUGACAGAUAGCGUCAUGCUGAGAUACUGCGGCGACUUCAGCAAGACCGGGGAGGACCGGAACCCCAAAACCGCCCGCGGCUGCGAGGACAACAUCACGGCCCCAGUGCGCAAGUCUUUGGCCAAUCACAUGUUCAGCCACUGCGGGGCCUGGUGUUUGUUCGACUACGAUGCCACCGACUCGGUGGCCUACGCCUGGGAUCCUGCGAGGGGCUGCUGGGAAUCGGGAGGCUGCCUGGGCCAUCCUGAGCAGGCGCUAGCAAUGGCGCGCCGCGCCUCCGCCUGCGAGUAUACCACCACCACGACGACCAGUACCAGCACCACCACCUCCACCACAACCACUACCACCACCACGACGACCAGCACCACCACCACCUCCACAAGCACCUCGACCUCCACGACGACCACCACCACCACCACAUCGACCAGCACAAGCACCACCUCCACCAGCACCACAACCUCCACCACCGUUACAAGCACCACCACGUCGACGGUCACCACCACGACGGUGACUUCCACCAGCACCAGCACAACCACCACCACCACUUCCACGUCGACCACAACGACCAGCACCAGCACCGUGACAUCGACGACAACCACCACCACCACCACAUCGACAUCGACCAGCACGACCAGCACCAGCACCGUGACAUCGACGACGAUCACCACCACCACCACGUCGACAGUCACCACCACGACGGUGACCACCACCAUCACCACCACCACGACCACCACCACGUCCACGGUAACGACGACUAGUACUACCAGCACCUCGACCACCACCAGUACCUCAACCACCACGACUUCCACAGCAGAGUUAGGUCCGGCACCCACAUCCUGGAACUUGCCUGCUCAGUCGACCACCACCACCACCACUUCGACCACGACCAUCACCACCACGACCACUACUCAGACGACCACAUCAACCACCACCACCACAUCGACACACACGACAACAAGCACUACCACUACCAGUACCUCAACCACUACCUGCAGACCGGAAGUGGCUGUGAACAGCCAGGAUCGAAUGAAGGGCUACUGCAGCUCUCUGGACUCGGAGGGCCGAGACUUCUCCACGAGCGCGGUGACCUGCGACGGGGCCUCCACAGAGUUUCUGCAGCGGUCCUUGGCCAACCAGAUGUUCAACCACUGUGGUGCUUGGUGCGUGUUCGACUACGAGUAUCCAGAGACCAUCUCCUAUGGGUGGAACAAGCAGAAGAAGUGCUUCGACGUAGGUGGGUGCAAGGGGCAUUCCGAGCAGGCGAUCGUCGCCAAGAAGAAGAGCAUCUUCUGCCAGGACUCGGAGCUGUGCAUUCCAGUGGCGCCGGUGCUCAGCGAGGCGGUGAUGCACCGAUACUGCGAAACGCUGCAGCCCAACCAGCAAGCCGAUGCCAAAGGCUGCCAUGACAGCUACACCCCCUAUGUGCAACGGUCCUUGGCCAACAAGAUGUUUGCCCAUUGCGGCGCUUGGUGCCUCUACGACUUCGACCAUCCGGACACCAUUUCGUACGGCUGGGACGACAAGCAGAAGUGCUGGCUCCGCGGUAGCGGGUGCCAGUACCACACCGAGCAGAAGCUGGCAGUGGCGCGGAAAGCCAAGUUCUGUGAGGCGGAGCUUUGCAUCCCAGUGCAGAACACCGUCUCAGAGACAUUGAUGAAGCACCAAUGCGAGAAGCUCUCCAAGACCGGGGAGGAGUACGGCCCUGAAGCCAAGAGCUGCGACAGCGCCGACACCAUCAACGUCCUUAAGGCCUUGGCCAAUGGGAUGUUCCACCAUUGCAAUGCCUGGUGCCUCUUCGACUUUGAUCAGCCAGACAAGGUUGCCUACGGCUGGAACCCCAAGAACACGUGCUGGCAGAAAUCAGAUCACUGCGGGCCUCAAGUGGAGCGAGACUUCGCAGUGCAGCGGAAGUCGAAGCUCUGCAAGGCCUAG